AUGUCGGCCGUGCUGCCUCUGCUCAGGUAUUAUUAUGCGGCUCUCGAAGCUGAGAGUGAUCCGAAAACUGCUCCUACCUUUUUGUUCUUCCCCGGGGGUUUCGGCUCGAGCGGUGUGGCUUAUGCUCUGUCCCGUGGGCCCUGUAUUCUCCUACCAGGAUCCAACAAACCUGGACUGAAUCUGUCCGAGGAGAGCGUUUAUAUUGCAUCUGAUACUCGUUCUAGGUACUCGUGGAGUCGGAAGGCUAACAGUAUUUGGAUCGAUGCUCCCGGACCUACUGGCUUCAGCCUUGGUCCCAUUGAAAAAGACCUGGGAGCAUUCGUGGAGAACAUGUAA
Perkinsus marinus ATCC 50983 is the source of this 336-nucleotide messenger RNA. RefSeq lists its product as hypothetical. Gene Ontology annotation, biological process: proteolysis. NCBI's taxonomy places the organism in Eukaryota, Perkinsozoa, Perkinsida, Perkinsidae. The transcript has a single exon. The coding region runs from base 1 to 336 and encodes 111 amino acids. Gene Ontology annotation, molecular function: serine-type carboxypeptidase activity. The record is from RefSeq and is a predicted model, not a curated record.